UGUAAAAAAGAAAGAGAAAAAAGAAUGUACUCUGCUUGCUCAUCGUCGUUCAAGGUGUUGAUACCUCAGCUGAGGUACAACCACACUAAGCUGCGCUAUUCAAGGAAAAGAUUGAGCUUUGCUCCUUUACCUUUACCCAUCUCCAUCACCUCCUCUUCCACAACUGACGACAACACUGCACCUUCCAAACACCCACAACUGGGAUAUGAUCCUUCCGAGGAGCUACUUGGGCUUGCUGUUGAUUUACAACCGAGGAAUGUUGCUUCUGCUGCAUCCAAACCAGGAUCAUGGAUAGGUCCAAAUGGUCAGUAUUUUCGAGAAUUACCCUGCCCGGGGUGCAGGGGAAGAGGUUAUACCCCGUGUACAGAAUGUGGAAUAGAAAGAUCACGGCCCGAUUGCUCACUCUGCAGUGGAAAGGGUAUAGUUACCUGCAAUCAGUGUAGUGGAGAUUGUGUUAUUUGGGAGGAGUGGAUCGAUGAACGACCAUGGGAGAAAGCCCGAUCAGUUUCUCCCUUAAAAGUUAAGGAAGAUGAUGAAGUCGACAAUUUGGAUAUAAAACUGGAGCGGAGGAGAAAAACAAAGCGAGUCUAUCAAUCCUCUGCUCCUGAAGUCAAUCUGAAGAUCAGCAGGUCACUAAAAAGCCUCAAUGCCAAAACUGGAAUAUUUAGUAAUCGGAUGAAGAUAAUCCACCGUGACCCUAUGCUUCAUGCACAAAGAGUUGCUGCUAUCAAGAAAACCAAGGGGACUGCUGCUGCAAGGAAUCAUGCUUCUGAAGUUAUGAAGAACUACUUCUCUGAUCCAGAAAACCGCCGCAAGAGAAGCAUUGCAAUGAGAGGGGUAAAAUUCUUCUGCCGAAAUUGUGGGCAUGAAGGCCACAGGAGACACUACUGUCCGGAACUUCAAGGCAAGGUCACUGAUACACGAUUCAGAUGCCGCUUGUGUGGUGAAAAGGGGCACAACCGCAGAACGUGUCCAAAGUCGAAAUCAGGGGAAAAGAAGAUGGUGGUUCGAAGGAAUCAUUGCUGCAGUGUUUGUGGCCAGAGAGGCCACAACCGGAGAACAUGUCCACAGGUAUCUAGAGUAGAACCAGCCGGUUCUGUAAGCGUAGAAAGUGUGCCAUCUGUGUCUAGAAAAAGGGCAUAACAGGACUUGCCCUCAUACAAGAUCAUGACAGAACCAUCAAGAUUUAGAUUAUAGUAAUAAAUUUGUGACUCCAUUAGUUAACUUGACAGAACAAUCAAGCCCUCAAUUGGUGUGGCGAAUGCACCAUGUAUGAUAGAACGUUGAUUGGAACAUUUUUGUUAGACGUCUUUGUAUGUGUUGAAUAUUGAAUGCAGAUGUGCAACUCUCCCACUA
This is a messenger RNA of Salvia hispanica, 1356 nucleotides long. RefSeq names its product zinc knuckle (CCHC-type) family protein. The record is from RefSeq and is a predicted model, not a curated record. Gene Ontology annotation, molecular function: nucleic acid binding; zinc ion binding. NCBI's taxonomy places the organism in Eukaryota, Viridiplantae, Streptophyta, Magnoliopsida, Lamiales, Lamiaceae.